Messenger RNA from Oryza sativa Japonica Group (Japanese rice), 1632 nucleotides. Its product is annotated as protein JASON. NCBI's taxonomy places the organism in Eukaryota, Viridiplantae, Streptophyta, Magnoliopsida, Poales, Poaceae. Gene Ontology annotation, biological process: male meiosis II. The record is from RefSeq and is a predicted model, not a curated record.
CAAAAUCCCCUCCGCUUCUCCUCCUCUCCCCAUUCUUCUCCUGUCUCUCUCGCCGCCUCCAAUUCCUCCAAACCCUCAUCCUCCUCCUCCGCGGCGGCGGUGGCGACGGCGGCGGCCGCACCAUGGGUUGCUUCCUCUCCUGCUUCCGCGGCGCGGGAUCCGAUCCCGCCGGUAGCCUCCGCGAUCCGCUCGUGCGGGAGAGCCGGAUCGGGGAGGCGUUCCUGGACGACGAGACGAAGGUUGAAGCGAGCGGGACGCUGGAUGGGGAUCGCGGAAAUGGCGGAAGCGUCGACGAGGAGCUCUGGCGAGAGGCAAAUUAUCUGAAAUCAUGUGGUGCGAUAGGAGAAACCCCACCAGAAAUGCUGAAAGGGUCAAACCAAAUCACUGAAGAAGAAACUAAUGGGGAGCUUAAAGGAGCAGCGGUGUCUGAAGAAAACUUAUCUGAAGGGUUCAACUGUGAUGAGCAUAGUGCUUUGAAACAUGAACAAAGCGAUUCACCUCACCCAACCCCUCUGGUUCUCAGAGGUGAUAUGCAAACUCCUGGUACACUGAAUACUGCAUAUAAGGAGUCUUUAAGGUCUGGGAAGCGUGCAAGGACCAACAAGCAAUUCAUAUAUCCUGUCCUCAGACCUAUCGAGAACAAAUUACAAUGGAUGGAACUAAGAGACGACUCUUCACCUAUCCUGUCAUUCAAUCCUCCAAAGAGAAGAUACUUGAGCACAGAUUGUAGCGCGAAACCUCAAGAGUCCAUCACAAAUUCAAUGGCUACGCAAACAGCGCGAAUAACUCCUGCUUCCUUCUCAUUUCAUGACAUUACUGCAGGGCAAGAUCAAGGAGUGAUAUCUCCGGAGGAACAUAAGAGUGAGAAUGACAGCAGAAAGCUGUUAGAUGAUGCAGAUCAAUUGAAAUACAACGCAGACAGUGAGAGGAAGGGUGUUGCAAGCCUUUCUUGCUGGCUUAAGCCUCCAUCUUCAGCUGGUGGGAGUCAAAGUGACACGGAGGGCAAGGUGGUAAAGCAAAGAUGCUACGAGAAUAGUGUUUUCACAGACCUGCCUAUCUUUACAGCUUCUGGUCUGAACUGGGACAAUGACAAGCCUACUCCUGUGUUGCCAAAGGUGUGGGAUGGUAACGGUAUCCCAAACACAACUACCAAAUACAAGGAGGACCAGAAAGUCAGUUGGCACGCAACGCCUUUUGAGGAAAGGCUGAUGAAAGUUCUGUCCGAUGAGAAACCGCAUCAUCAAAGGAAAAUCAGCGGAAAGCUGAUCCAACUUGAUGAAGAGACCAACUGAAGACCCUUGCAAGAAGACCAUCAUCCUCGUAGCAUUUGCAUCAUCAUCAUCAUCCUUGAAACAGUGAAUUUUUUGAAAGGGCCCCAGCUUUGGCUAAUCUGAUAUGGACUCUAGCUACAAGCUGCGCAUCUUGUCAUCUGUACAGCAUUCGCAAAUAGGGUGUCUGAGCUACAUUCUCGUCAAAUUUCAUUUCGGACCGUUAUUGCCAAGUUGUCAACUUAAGUUGUCGUUUGCAACUUUUUGUUUUCCUCUGUAAAGAAGAUGAUACUUUAUCUGCUGUGAACAUCAACUGCCGACUGGAGUUUGAUAGUAGUAUCAAUGAAAGAAAACUUCUCGUGUA